AUGUCCUCCGAGUCGACCACGAAGAUGCACCCCCAGUUUGUGGCAUCCGAAGAUCUAGCCCAAGUUCUUUCUAAAAUGGCCAUGUCGACUCAGGCUAUACACGCAGAUGAUUUUGUCAGCUCACACCGAGCUAUUGCACCUGCAAUGCAUGUCGCCGUCAACUAUAGAUAUGCACGGGACCCAGACCAAUUGGUCCCAGGGGAAAACAUCGAUCCCAAUUCGCCCUUGGAGCCAUUCGUCUACUCCCGCUACUCUUCACCUAACAACAAUCGGUUCGAGGCGGUUCUCAAAAGGAUUUUCCAUGGGGGAAUCAUGACGUACUCUACGGGUCUUGCCGCAUUUCACGCAAUCAUGGUCCUCCUCAAUCCGAAGCGUGUUUUCAUCGGCGAUGGAUACCAUGGCGUUCAUGGAAAUAUUGAUGUGAUGACCAAACUCACUGGUGUUCAAAAACUAUCGCUUGAUGAACUCGAUAAGGUCGGCCCAGGCGAUAUCAUUCAUAUUGAGACACCACUCAAUCCAACAGGGGAAGCACGAAACCUCUCCUAUUACAGUGCAAAAGCGCAUGCCGUCGGGGCCUAUCUCACCGUGGACUCAACAUUUGCACCUCCUCCGCUGCAAGACCCACUGCAGUUUGGCGUUGAUGUCGUCCUUCAUAGCGGGACAAAAUAUAUCGGAGGGCACUCUGACAUGAUGUGUGGUAUUCUUGUGGUUCACCCUGACCGAGUUGCUGAAGGAUGGAUUGAUACUCUCUACGCGGAGAGACUUGUAAUGGGGAAUGUCAUGGGAAAUCUUGAGGGAUGGCUAGGCCUCCGCUCUCUGCGGACUCUUGAACUUCGUGUCAAACGACAGUCUGAUACCGCGCAACAACUCGUCUCCUGGAUUCACCAUGAGUUGCGGGAUGCCUCUUCCGAAGUUUCUCGAGUAGUCGAGUCUAUUCGUCACGCUUCACUGCAGGAGAAGAAUAUUCAGGAUGGAUGGCUAAAGCGGCAAAUGGCAGGAGGAUUUGGGCCAGUCUUUGCGAUAUGGCUUAAGACCCCUGAUCAUGCGAAACGAUUGCCGAGCAAGCUGCAUAUCUUCCAGCACGCGACUAGCCUUGGCGAUGUGGAGAGUUUGAUUGAAUGGAGAGCUAUGAGUGACUCUACAUGCGAUGAGAGGUUACUUCGUAUUAGCUGUGGAGUAGAAGAUCCUCAAGAUUUGAAGUGGGAUCUGCUGCAAGGGUUCCGUGCUCUUUGUGAGUGA
Molecule: messenger RNA, 1239 nt
Organism: Penicillium cataractarum
Lineage: Eukaryota; Fungi; Ascomycota; Eurotiomycetes; Eurotiales; Aspergillaceae
Exons: 2
Coding region: 1-1239 (412 amino acids)
Biological process (GO): transsulfuration
Cellular component (GO): cytoplasm
Molecular function (GO): carbon-sulfur lyase activity; pyridoxal phosphate binding
Source: RefSeq, a predicted model, not a curated record